AUGAAGAAGCUUCUCGUCCUUAUUGCUCUUAUGGUUACUGUCUACAGUGCAUGGGACGGUAAAACGCCGGACAUACCUGGUAUAAGCGCUGAAAGCAUGAAGAAACUUCGUGAAAUGCUAACUCCUCGUCCAGCUAACAAGGAAGCAUUCAAACAGGUAAUGGAGAAAUGGAAGAGCACUCUUUCGGCUACGGAAAAGGCAGCUGCCGAUGCACAUAGGGAGAAAAUGAUCAAACUGAAAGAGCAACUGGCAAAAAGAGCUUCAUGA
Molecule: messenger RNA, 267 nt
Organism: Necator americanus (New World hookworm)
Lineage: Eukaryota; Metazoa; Nematoda; Chromadorea; Rhabditida; Ancylostomatidae
Exons: 4
Coding region: 1-267 (88 amino acids)
Source: RefSeq, a predicted model, not a curated record